Messenger RNA from Rhineura floridana, 4441 nucleotides. RefSeq names its product WD repeat domain 48 (gene WDR48). NCBI's taxonomy places the organism in Eukaryota, Metazoa, Chordata, Lepidosauria, Squamata, Rhineuridae. The transcript is spliced from 19 exons. The coding region runs from base 221 to 2254 and encodes 677 amino acids. The record is from RefSeq and is a predicted model, not a curated record. Gene Ontology annotation, molecular function: ubiquitin binding. Gene Ontology annotation, biological process: protein deubiquitination; double-strand break repair via homologous recombination.
GGCUGCUUCACAAUAACGGCUGCCAUAGCAACCGCGCAAGCCACGCCUCUUCCCCUACCGUCCUUCAUCCUUUCCCUUCCCAUGACUGGCCUCCGCCGUCCCCACCUUGCCGGAUAUUUGAAAGGGGUGCGGCGGCAGUAAUAGCAGCCGCCUGAGGCGGGACUUCCGGACUCCCUUAAACCUCCCCCUCGGACGUGACGACAGAGUGUCAACAUGCAAGAUGGCGGCUCAUCACCGACAGAAUACGGCGGGGCGGCGGAAAGUGCAGGUCUCCUAUGUAAUUAGAGACGAGGUAGAGAAGUACAAUCGAAAUGGGGUAAAUGCACUGCAGCUGGACCCAGCAUUAAACAGACUUUUUACGGCAGGCCGAGACUCCAUCAUCAGGAUAUGGAGCGUCAACCAGCACAAGCAAGACCCUUACAUAGCAUCUAUGGAACAUCAUACAGACUGGGUGAAUGAUAUUGUACUCUGUUGCAAUGGCAAAACCUUGAUAUCUGCUUCGUCUGAUACUACUGUUAAAGUAUGGAAUGCACAUAAGGGAUUUUGCAUGUCAACACUAAGGACCCAUAAGGAUUAUGUGAAAGCCUUAGCGUAUGCAAAAGAUAAAGAACUGGUAGCAUCUGCUGGGCUGGACCGACAGAUAUUCCUCUGGGAUGUAAAUACGUUAACAGCACUGACUGCCUCAAAUAACACUGUCACGACUUCUUCUCUUAGUGGGAACAAAGAUUCCAUCUACAGUCUUGCCAUGAAUCAGAUGGGAACAGUAAUUGUAUCAGGGUCCACUGAAAAGGUGUUAAGGGUUUGGGAUCCAAGAACUUGUGCAAAACUUAUGAAACUCAAGGGGCACACUGACAAUGUUAAAGCUUUGCUAUUGAACAGAGAUGGGACACAGUGUCUUUCUGGUAGUUCUGAUGGGACAAUCAGACUCUGGUCCCUUGGUCAGCAGAGGUGUAUAGCUACAUACAGAGUCCACGAUGAAGGUGUGUGGGCACUUCAGGUCAAUGAAGCCUUCACUCAUGUUUAUUCUGGUGGAAGAGACAGAAAGAUAUAUUGUACAGAUCUACGAAAUCCUGAUAUUCGGGUGCUUAUUUGUGAAGAAAAGGCACCAGUUCUUAAGAUGGAGCUAGAUCGAUCAGCUGAUCCUCCCCCAGCUCUUUGGGUUGCAACAACUAAAUCAUCUGUGCAUAAGUGGACUUUGAAGGGAAUUCACAAUUUUAGAGCUUCAGGGGACUAUGACAAUGACUGCACAAACCCAAUCACACCCCUUUGUACACAGCCUGACCAAGUUAUUAAAGGGGGUGCUAGUAUUACUCAGUGCCACAUUCUCAAUGACAAAAGACACAUAUUAACCAAAGACACAAACAGCAACGUGGCAUACUGGGACGUGUUGAAGGCAUGUAAAGUAGAAGAUCUUGGGAAAGUGGACUUUGAAGAAGAAAUUAAGAAAAGGUUUAAGAUGGUAUAUGUGCCAAACUGGUUUUCAGUAGACUUAAAAACUGGGAUGUUGACAAUUACUUUAGAUGAGAGUGACUGCUUUGCAGCUUGGGUCUCAGCAAAAGAUGCUGGGUUUAGCAGUCCAGAUGGCUCUGAUCCAAAAUUGAACCUUGGAGGGCUUUUGCUACAGGCCCUCUUAGAGUAUUGGCCUAGAACGCAUAUCAAUCCUAUGGAUGAAGAAGAAAAUGAGAUGAACCAUGUGAACGGUGAGCAGGAGAACAGAGUACAGAAAGGAAAUGGAUACUUCCAAGUGCCACCACACACACCAGUUAUUUUUGGUGAAGCUGGAGGACGCACUUUGUUUAGGUUGUUAUGUCGGGAUUCCGGUGGUGAAACUGAAUCCAUGCUCCUCAACGAAACUGUGCCACAAUGGGUAAUUGACAUCACUGUGGAUAAAAAUAUGCCAAAAUUUAAUAAGAUUCCUUUCUACCUCCAACCUCAUUCCUCUUCUGGAGCAAAAACAUUAAAGAAGGAUCGACUGUCAGCCAGUGACAUGUUGCAAGUUAGGAAGGUGAUGGAGCAUGUUUAUGAAAAAAUAAUAAAUCUGGACAAUGAAUCUCAGACAACUAGCUCUUCCAAUAAUGAAAAGGCUGGGGAACAAGAAAAAGAAGAAGACAUCGCUGUUUUAGCAGAGGAGAAAAUUGAACUCUUGUGCCAGGACCAGGUAUUGGAUCCAAAUAUGGACCUUCGCACCGUCAAGCAUUUCAUAUGGAAGAGUGGGGGUGACUUGACUCUCCACUACCGCCAGAAGUCGACGUGAGCCAUGUGGCGGACCCAACUGCUCAUGAACUGACUUGAGCUUCCUGUACUGGUUCCAGCUGUAAUGCUCUAGAAGCCAUCUGAAACCCUUAGAUCUGACACUUCUUCUAGUGCCUCAGUGUGGACAGAAUCUACUUGAAAUGAUGUGACUAAUAAAUCUGUGAUAUAGACGAAUCUCUAUGACCUAAAUGAAAGUCUGUCCUUAUCAAGGUACAAGUGGGAGUGACAUGAGAAGCCUGUGAAUGGUUCCCAUUUCUGAGGUGUACAGCGACCAGAUGGUCCAGGGCAGGUGUCUGGGGGGUUCUUAUUUUAGUUUUUAUUCCCAAGGUUUAUCAUACCUUCAUCUGCUCAAGCUUAAUAGGAAAAUGGUUUCUCGGCCCUGUUGCUAACUCAUUCUCCGUGUAAAAACUGCAUGUGCUGUACUUUGUUAAUACAUUCCAUGUAUACAGUGCAUACUUUUCAUGAAGAGUACAUUUUGGCCACUUCUCAGGAAAGAUCUCCUAGAGAAGAAAAAUCUGUUGUACAGUUGAGUCUCUAUAAUAUAAGCCAAAGGGGUGAACUCCCUUAGACUUGUUGAUUGUCUUUCAGCUGUGAUCUUGUAGGAAACCAUUUUGGUACUUGGAACAAAAAUACAUAGAUUGUAUGAUUACAGGGUCAGUACAGUGGUGCAGUGCAUCAUAAUGGAAAAUUUCAACAACUUUCAGUAGAGUUUUAAAAUGUAACUUCUGUAGUCCAUUUUACCCCUUAAAGUGGUGCAUUGAUCACAAUUCCAAGUAUUUGUGCUAGACAUUUUAACAUAUUGGCAUAUUCUAGAAAACUGUAGUAACAAUACCAUUGUCAUGAUAGGGGGGAAAACGGCUUCCAGAUUUUCCUCCAAUGGUUUUUAUAUGCAUUUUUGGAAGUUUUUGUUGAUGUUGCAAGCUGUAUACAGCUUAGCUGUUCUUUUCCAUUUCUAAAAACAUUUUACAGCUUUUUCAUAUUCUCAUACUCUUGUAAAGUCUAACUUAUUUGGGGGGAGGUAGGGAAAUUCUGGGCAAGAAAAUUGAGUCUGAAUUCAAAGUUUAACUGGAAAACAUCCCAGUGACAAAAUACUGUAAAAUGGUUUUUAUUUGAAACAGAAGCACAAGUGCCUUUUUAAGGGCAGUAUGGUAAGGAUAGGUUCCACCUCCAAACAGAUGAGUAUUCCUUUCUUCCUUCCUGGAUAGUGGCAGCUGAAUGUAGAGCUAUGGUCUGCAAAGCAUCUUGCUUAUGAGUCAUUGUUGGGAGAUAACUGGUAAGCCCCAAUUCCUGCAUUGUAUUGGCAGCACGGGAUCUGCUUAAGUAAUUGAGCAUCAGGUGGGAUACUGUGAAUACUUCCCGUAGUGCAGAUGCCGUACUCUGGCAGCUAGUAGUAGUAUUAGUUAUAUACUGCUUACAUGCUGUUAUAAAAGUUGUCCACAAACUUGUGUUGCGUGAACCACCACCAAAAGGAAAAUAUUCGGAGUCUGAUACUUAUGAGUCAUUAGACUCCUUUUUCAGGUGUGUCAAGGAAUAGUGGUCUUCAUACAGUAGUGUGAAAAUAUGCAACAUGACAAUACCUUUUGGAUAGUUUCCUCUUAAUUUUUAUCUUAGGGUGGCAAGUACCCAUGCAAUGCUUGUUUUAUACACAUCAGAUUGUCAAAGUGACUGUCAUGCUACAAAAGUAAGAUUUGGAUUAUCCCUAAAUCGUUAGCUACUUGUCCUCCAGAUGACAUGAAGCACUACUCUAAACAAGUUCUGCUUCAGAAUUAAGCUUGCAUGUGCCUUUCCCAUCUUGGCAUCAUAAUCCAUUUGUAAAUCCCAUUUGUGUACGGCAAUCUAGUCUGCCACAUCUGUGCUACACUGCAUACUUUAGUGAAGUUGGUUAAACUGAACUGUAAAUUUGUCCCGAAUUGAAUUUAUUAAUAUUGGAGGGGAGAGCUUUGUUCAUAUAGAUUUAAUUCUGAAUUUUGUGCUCUCCUUCAUGUCUUUGUUGAAAGUUAACUUUAACUCUCCCCUAUCCCCCUCCCUUUUUGUGUGUGUUUUAAAAAUCCAGCCAAGAUUCUAAACUUGAUUUUCUACAAUCCCAGCAAUGUAGUUUCAGGAAAGAUUGACAGAGGGCCUGCAAUGCCAAAAGGAUGAACAUGUACUGAACAAUUGUAUAGAAAUAAACUUUAGCUAACAUUUCUAA